Aphis gossypii (cotton aphid) is the source of this 5115-nucleotide messenger RNA. It is a transcript of the gene DopEcR, whose product is annotated as beta-1 adrenergic receptor. The record is from RefSeq and is a predicted model, not a curated record. Gene Ontology annotation, biological process: G protein-coupled receptor signaling pathway. The coding region runs from base 682 to 1587 and encodes 301 amino acids. Gene Ontology annotation, molecular function: peptide binding; G protein-coupled receptor activity. Gene Ontology annotation, cellular component: membrane. The transcript is spliced from 5 exons. Lineage: Eukaryota; Metazoa; Arthropoda; Insecta; Hemiptera; Aphididae.
CGCCGGUCUGGGUCAAUUUUUUUUUCGGUUCACCGAGACGUCCAUACUAUACGCGUAUUGUGCAUUUGAACUCGACGACGACGACGACGACGACGACGAUGUACCUACACUAUAACGCGCGUCGACUAUAAUCCCGUUGCCGUCAUCGUGAUUCGUUAUCGCGUUUAAUAAUAUAAUAUAUAAAUCGAAGAUUUACACCUCAACGGUUUAUUUAUCGGUAACGAAACGAAAAUAUUAUGUUUAUGACAUUAUCGUACGCGGCAGCGACGGGCGACCGACGAGUAUAUUAUCUAUUGUGGCGAUAAUAGUGGUGUCGACAUAUUAUUAUUAUAUAAUUAUUACCGUGACAAUUUUUCUAACACGUCUCCCAAGUCUUCGUAAUAACUACACGUCGCCUAUAAUUUUUAUCACGAAACUCUGCCGCCGCCACUGCAGUCAUGUCAUCGCCAAUUGUUGUGCAGCCCUCAACGAAUACGGAUACCCGUCGUACACCCGCAUCGUCUACCGCAGGAUGCACCGCGACGAUCGUCUACUAUAAAUAACGGAUUCGAAUCGGUUCCGGCGACUUUCUUAAGUGCUGUGAUGUGUGACAGAUAGCAACAAUGGCGGUGGGCAAGUAUUACUGAAGCCCACCCCCACCACAACCUGGAGCCCUUAACCCAGGCAUCGCUGGUGCUCACCAUGGCGGUCGCCAUCAUCCUCCUUAAUAUCCUCAUAAUCGCUACGUUCACCAACAUAAGAGGUGGAGGAGAGGUGAUGAAUGUAUACUUGGUGUCACUGGCUCUGGCCGACCUGCUCUACGGUGUGCUCGUAGUGCCAUUUUCCGUGUAUCCAGCACUAGUGCAACAAUGGGUUUAUGGAAAAAUUGCUUGUAGAAUAAUCGGAUAUAUCGAAGUCGCACUAUGGACCGUGUCUGCAUAUACUCUUAUGUGGAUUAGUGUGGACAGGUACAUAGCGGUACGCAAACCAGUCCGGUACUUUACGGUGCAGACGCGCACCAGGUGUCAGUGCUGGAUGGCGUUCACGUGGAUAUCGUCGGCGAUGCUGUGCAGCCCACCGCUGCUCGAGUUCGGUGAUCCGGUAUUCGACCAGGACACGGCGGUGUGCAUGCUCGACUGGCAGGGCAUGGCGGCGUAUUCGGUGACGCUGUCCAUACUGGUGUUGGGGCCCAGUCUGAUCACAAUCCUGUACACGUACGUGUAUAUUUACGGUGCGAUCAGACGGCUGCGACGCGGCUUUCUAGCACACGACAAGGAAUACGUUACAGCGUUAUCUGAAAACUUGUCCAAUCCUACACACGUCACGUCAUUCGUGUUGAUCGUAACGUUUUGGAUUUGUUGGACCCCAUUGAUGUCCAUCAAAGCAUACCAACAACUGGGUGGUGUACCGGCGGUGCCUGGCCAUGUCCGUUUCGCCGCCUUGUGGCUGGGCAUUUCCAACUCGGUGUGGAAGGCGUUUGUGCUCAUAUUUCUUAGUCCGCAGUUCCGCGUCAUGCUCAGAUUGUUGUGUUUGACGGUAUUCUGCAAACGGAAAAGUCGCGCUGAACUUGAGCUACUACAACUCGACAUGGAAGAUCACUUCCUCUAAGUUAAGUAUUAUGUUGAUGUUUUUUUUUUUAAUAAUCAUUAUUGUUGAACUUUGUUUUUGUUAUAAAUCGAAUGUUCUUCCAGAGAACAAUCAUUCGUCCAUUUGUUUACGUUUUAUUCAGAUAAAAAAAAAUUGUUUCAAACGAAAUCUAAUUUAUUAAAAUUGUCGUUGGUUGUAUACCCCCGAACUCAUGGAGACAUCCAUGAAUUAGGAGAAUUUUUAAUAAUUUUAGUGUGCCGAUAGAGCCAGUAUAAUCAUACAUGUCAUACUAAAUGGUGUUUUUCGGAACAUUGUAGAAAAAAUUAUUUUUUAUAGACUGUUUUUAAAUUAUUAACAAUUGUUUUGGAACAACUUGUAAAUUAUAGUAGAUCAGUAAAUCACGUAUGAAUAUAUAUUUUACGGGCAAAUAAAAUUGGUAUGUUUAAAAUAUACAUCAACAGAAAGAGUUGGGCAGCAAUUUAAAGAAAAAUAACGUUUCCUUCUCAAAACUUUUACAAAAUACAAAUCAUAUUAAAUUACAGGGCUUCCAGUUAAUAAUCUAAUACUUAUAUAAGUUAUCAAAUUUAAUCAGUUAAAUGGAGAUUAAUCAUUUUCAAUAUUGAAUUAUUUGUUUUUAUCACGAAAUAAUAUUAAAUAGGUACUUUUAUUUUUACGCCCAACUCUGAAAUCAUGGUAUGACUUUUUAUCGUGGUUUUAAUUACCACUUAAUAAAAAUAUGCCUACAAUUUUUAAAACGCACUGAUUCGUUUUGUUGAGAUUUAAAAAGUAUGAAUAUAUAGGUGUAGUCUAAAUAAUAUGUAAACAAACGAAAUGCGUAUUUUAACAAUAAUCACUUUUGGAAUUAUAUUUUAAUACGAGUUGUUUGUUCCUAUUGUAGUGUUAUUAUUAUUAUCAUUAUAAUAAUUAUUAUUUUUACUAUAAUGACUUGAGCCUGCCACAUUUUUAAUAAAUCGUUCAAUUUAAUAAUAUACUAAUCGCACUGAAUGAAAAAUAAGCAAUCAAAAUAGUUAGUAUCAUUCUCUAAUUUUUAGUAAUACCUACGAUAAGUAUCGAUAUUCGAUUGGGAAAAUUUAAUUUUUGAAAAACACCAAUUAAUAAUCAUUUUAUGUUCACGUAUCAUAAAUAUAUGAUAAACCUGUAUUUAUAUGAUAGAAUUAAAUAUCAAUACAAUUAGUUUAGAAUAGAGAAAUUCAGCAAUCAGAGCGAUAAAUUUUUUAGACCCACUUAGAGAAUAUAUUUAAUAUAUGAAAAGUUUUGCUUAACUUGUUUUAAAAUAAAAUUUGUUUUAUGAAUAAAUUAUGAUUAACAAUGUUCAACAUACUGAUUUUGUUUAAAUAAAUAAUAAUAAUUUUUUUUUAUACUAAAUUUAAAUAAUAAUUUUAAUGCACUCGUUAUGAGAAUAAAAAUAAAAAAAAUUAACAAAUUGUUAUAAAAUUUGUAUUCUACUGUUCUAUUUGAUUGGUGUUUUCAAUUAUCAAAAACAUUAUUUGUAUUUUAUACUAACCAGUCGAACUAGUACAUAAACUAAAUAGUAUUGAUAACAAUAAUAAAAUCACAGUAUACGACAGGGUUAGUUUACUUAAUCAAUAUUUUGGUCUAUCAUCUAUUUUUCAUCAUAAUAUCAUGUUAUUAAUUACUAACUACUUAGUAAUCAAUAAAAUAUUUUAAUAAUGUGUAGGAAAAAUUCAAGCUUCAUUAUAAUAAAAAUAAUAUGUACUUUGGAUAAUCAACAAGGCUCAAUGAAUAUGUUUGAUUGUAGUUAAUUUUAGUGAAAAAAAUAUUAGUAUUAUAAAAGUUACCAGACAACCCCUUUAGGUUUUAGGCGCGCAGUUAUUGUGAUAAUAGCGUUAUGGUAAAAUUAAUAUUGUUGACUUUUUUUUAUUUAUUCGCUCUAAUCACCACUUCAGUUAUUUAGGCGCUUACAAAAAAAUGAUAUUCGGUCGACAUGUUUUAAUUAUAAAUAUUAGUUAUAUUUUGUGUAUAUAGUUCAAAAUAUACACUUUACGUGGCCGAAUCGACCGGCAUCAAAUAUUUUGCGACAGCCCUUUUUUAUCUGAUGUACGAUAUAAAAUGCACUUAAAUAGAGAAAUUAUUGUAUUGAUAAUUAUUGUAUAAACAUUAUGAGAAAAACGCGUAGCUUUUACAUCAUAUAGAAAUGUUUUAUUGUUAUUAAAUUGACCUGCUCGUACAUAAUAUGUUGAAUUUGAAGGAGUUAGUAUCGAAAACAAUGUUUAAAGCCUGUGAUUAGAUUUUUUUUCUAAAAAUGUGCUUACAUUAUUACAAUCAUUAAUGGAGCACUGCUAAAUGAGUAUUUGUUUUUGUUUUUAUUGUUAUUAUCAUUAUUAAUAAUGAAAUAUAUAUAUUAUAUUAUUAUAUAUUCAUAUAAUUUCAUUACAUUUUUAAAAUAAAAUGCUUUCGAUAAUUUUUUAGAUCGAAAUCGUUAAAAUAGUAUUUUUCAAUAAAAAUGGCUUUACUUUGAUGCUAACUCUUUCAAUUACACUUUCGUUGUUGGUUAUUCAUUUUAUUUUUGAAUUGAUCAUUGGUCAGUCGUAAAGAUUGUUAUUAUAUCACUGCUGUACUAAUAUACCGAUAUGCAAUCAAUUUGUACGAUUAAAACCACAUAAAUUGUUAUUUAUUUAUAUAAAGUUAUCCUUAUAAACAAUUAAUUAAAAGUAAUCGUAGAUCAAAAAUACAUUUUUAUCACUCCUGUAUUUUUAAGCACCAAUUUUGGUGAAUACCAAAGUUAAGCGAAGAAACUUUCUUAUAGUGAAAGUUGACUGAUAAACAUUAGGAAUACUACUAACUUUUUUUAAAUCUAUUUUAAACAAAUACUUCAUUAACAUGAAUGUUGGACAAUUUUUCAAAAUACUACUGUUUUUUGACAAUAUUUUCUUCUAACUCCUAAAUGACAUCAUGUAGUAAAAUGAGUAAUGUUUGGUUAUAGUUUGCCAAUUAUUUAAUUUGAACUAAACCAAAUUACUGACAUGCUUUUAUUUAUUAUUAUUUAUUUUUAUUAUACAUAUAAUAUAAUUGAUCAUAUUGUUAUUAUUAUAAGUGUAUGUUUAAGACUGAAUCAUUUAGUAGAUUUUUGAUUAGAUUCGUUUGUUUACAUUGUUAUUAAUACAGCUAAUUAUUAUUAUUAUUUUAUAUUAUUAACAUUUGAUUAUUUUUAAUUGGCUUGAAAUAUUUUAAAGAAAAUGUUGAUAUAUGAGUUCUUUGGAAAUGAAAAUGUCCACGAGUUUAAAAGAUCGAGUUAUUUGUGACCUAAAACGCUUUGUUGUAUAUUAAUUAUAAUAAUUAUUGUCUUUUAGGGUGUGUCGAUUGUUAAUCAGUUUUUACAGAACUAUGUGUGCAUAUAUUAUGUCGGGAUGAUAAUACCUAUUACACAUUUUUCUUUUUAUUUAUUUUAUAAAUAGUUACUCACUGUACACAUAAAAAAGUUCACGAUCAGUUAUUGUUUAUUGUCAUUAUAAAUAAUAUAUUGUAAUGUGCUUUAAGAAAAAAAAUGUAAUGUUUUGUUAGUACCUA